Rubroshorea leprosula is the source of this 861-nucleotide messenger RNA. Lineage: Eukaryota; Viridiplantae; Streptophyta; Magnoliopsida; Malvales; Dipterocarpaceae. The record is from the annotation of a GenBank genome assembly.
GGGGAAUUGAGAGAUAUUUAGAUGCGAAGAUGUCCAUCAUAACUGCUGUACAGCUGUUCGAGCGGGAAGCUCUGGAUUUACUCUUCACUCCGAUUGUAAAGGAAUUACUGUCGUACGUUCGAGGCUGGGCACCUCGGUCCUGCCCUUACAAUAGUGCACAAAAUGUGCAAAUGGAGGAAAAUGAGCAGAAAAUGCAGAGAGAGGAUGUUGAUGAAAUGGCUCCACAAAAACAAAAUGGUGAGGAAGAAGAGAAUGUUGGUGGAAAAGAAGAGGCAGCUGGAAAUGGUGACGAAGAAUCAAAUGAAGCACUGAAUCAUGCUCCAUUAGACUUCGCAGUACCUAAAAACUUUAAUGAGGAGAACACCACAUAUAAAAAGAAAGAAGAGUCACCACCAGUGGUGACUGAAUUCCACUUACAAUGGCAGCAACCAUCAAGUCACUGCCAAAGGGAUCUACCACACCCAUCUUCUGGUUGUUGUCAGCUAGAUUCACAAACACUUGUGGCAGUUGCUGGCUAUCGAGGGCAAUCAACUCCUGUCUCUGGACACCAAUGGCAGUACGCUUAUCAACCCAGCUCUAGCUCUAUGCCACGAGGGGAUCAGCGGCAACAUGGUCAAAAGAUUUCAAGGUUGAUACCUGAACCACAAGGGCUUGAUGGUCAAGGAAGCUCUGGACCAAUGCCUAACCAACGGCAACAUCACUACCACCCUGUUGGUAGCUCCGAUCCAUCCCUUACAUAUGGAAUAUCUGCACAGAGGGUAAUAUAAUUUUUAAAGCUUUAAAUUUAUUUUACAGUGUUCAAUCAUUAAGAAAUUUAAAUACUUUGGUAGUUUAAAGGUUUUAUAAAAGUGCUAAUUGUAU